Molecule: messenger RNA, 1626 nt
Organism: Adineta steineri
Lineage: Eukaryota; Metazoa; Rotifera; Eurotatoria; Adinetida; Adinetidae
Source: the annotation of a GenBank genome assembly
AUGGAAUACUCUUAUAUUGGAUUAAAUGAUUUACCUGAUGAAAUUCUUAUGAUUAUUUUUCAAAAAUUAAACAACAUUGACGUCCUUUAUUCUUUUCAUGGUAUCAAUCAACGAUUAAAUAGAAUAAUUUGUGAUUCAAUUUUUACAAAUCGUUUGACUUUUAUCAGUUCUUUAUCACAAAAUUUUAUCGAUUUACUUGACUGUAAUACGAUACGUCAUAAAUUUUGUUCCCAAAUUUUACCUUCAAUUCAUAAUAAAAUUCAAUGGCUUGAUCUUAAGUCAUCAUCAAUGAAACAUGUUUUAUAUGCUGCUAAUUAUCCUAACUUAAGUAGCCUUGGUCUUUACAAUGUUAAUGAAGAAUCAGUUCUAUCUCUUUCAACUGAUGAAAAUCUUUGUGAAAUUUUCAAAAAUCAAAUUACAACACUUUUUAUUACAGUAUAUAAUAAUUAUGAUAAUUAUGAUGAUGAUGAUGAUAUGUUGGUAUCAUUAAUAAAGAUAUGUAACAAUAUCUUCACUGUUUUUACUCGUCUGAUUACUUUUGUUUUAUUUGACUCAUGUAUAAAAUCUGUUCGAUUCGCUUUUGAUUAUCCAUUAUAUCCUAAUUUUCGUUCUUCAACUCUUUUGAAAUUAAUUAUAAGUGUACGUUCUUUUGAUGAUUGUCUUUAUCUUCUCGAUGGUCGUUUUGAUCAACUUCACACACUCGUCGUUGACUUGGCUUAUAUUUGUCGUCCAUAUGAAAUUGAAAAUCAAGGUGAUUUAGCAACUCUAAAAUGUUUUUCUCUUUCCUGUAAUGACGUAACAGAUGAUUACGAUAGAACAAUCUUGCCACUUUUCUAUCGAAUGUCAAAUCUAGAAAAACUUGAUUUAUGCCUCAAGGUGCAUGUUGAAAAUACACAUAUUGAUGGAAACUAUUUAAAGACAAGCAUCAUUAAUCAAUUGCCACGGUUAAAUCAAUUUGGAUUUUAUAUUCUAUCAUCGAUGUUUAAUAUAAACCAAGUAAAUUUUAUGUCAAGAGAAGAUAUGCAACGCACAUUUAUUGAUUUUCCAAAUAACAAUAUUACUUAUUAUGGUGAUUAUUUUCCGGAUGCAAAACGAUGUCAAUGUCAUAUUUAUACAUAUCCAUAUAAAAUGAAAUAUUAUGGUAACAUUACAAAUCAUUUUCCAGGUGGCUUAUUUGAAUCUGUUCGCGUCGUGUCUUUAUUUGAUGAACAUCCUUUUGAACAUGAAUUUCUUCGUCGAAUUGUUCAUUCAUUUCCGUUUAUGGAAGUAUUAUCUUUGACUAAUCACCAAUCACAAAAUCAUAAGCAAUCCUCUGAAUCAAAUAAUGAUAAUCGAAAUUUAUCUGUAAUUCAAUAUUAUUCUCUAUAUGAACUUUAUCUUAUUAAUGUUCAUGAUGAUUAUUUAGAAGAGUUUCUAUUUGAUACCCAAACGUAUCUACGAAAUAAUCUUAUUCUUUAUCUCAAUUAUGAAUCUUUAAAACGAGUAACACACAAUUUCACAAGAGAUGCUACACGAUUCAAUUGUAACAAAAUCAAAAAACUAAAUUUAUACAAUGAAAAAAAUCGUUCAGUUUCUGUACAAGAAUAUUUUUCUCAUGCUGAAAUAUGUUAUCCUUUAGUAAUUUAA